AUUUAUCUACACCAUUCUGGCAGUGCUGCCAUUGCAGUCGGGUCUCGCACACUAUGAAUAGAAGUGGUCCGACUUGGCUGCAGUCAGUUUAUACUCCAGCCCUGCAGCCGCCGACAGAUCGCGCUCCACGUUACGUCAGCUGCAGACAGAUAUAAGCCCAGGUCGAACGCACCCAAUAUUUGAUUCUGCCUUUAUGGAGCUGGUCAAGGACUCAGUCGGGCUGAGACCCAGCAGCUGGAUGAGACAUGCGCUGAACCCUCGCCUCGCCCCGCCCCGCCCCCCAAAAAACCUUGCAAUUGCCUUCACGGAAGAAAUUUAUCUACAUCCUGGACGACGCUGGGAGGGGUGGGUGUUGCAAAAAGGAACACAACAACAUCAGUCCUCCUAAAUUUAUACUCAACAUAAAGCUGUAAUUUCGUAAUCUCCUUUCCGCUGUAUUUACUAAAAUAGGUCGAUUUCGCUAACGUUCUACUCUGCGUAGUAGGCCACAUUAACCAAAGUCUAGGUAUGGAAAAAGGUGGUUUUCUAUGUGUUUUAAUUUUCAGAAAUGAUCUCAACUCGAUUUUAAGAGGUAACACACUGCCCCUGUAGGAUUUGAUUGUAAGUAUCAUUUAUGGAAAUGAAGCAGAGUAAAAAAAUUAUUAUGACAGGAUCACUGAGACCACAGAUAUCUGAUUUAUAUUUUUUGAAUUCCACCUAUUCCAGUAUUUAAUCAGAGCUACAUACCCUUAAUCUGAGGUUUCCUUCUUUUCAUCUUUUUUUGCAUUACCAGCUAUAUGUCUAUGAAGAAUAUCCGGGCCCUAUGAAAUAAAACCUGCCUUUUAAAGUUAACUUUUGAUCUUCUCUCAGAUUUUGCUGACUAUCUCACCUUCCCUCCCUGAAAGUGACAAUGUUCUUAGACGGGAUAUAGUUUCAUACUUACUCCCUGAAGGGCUAGUUUGCAUAGCAAUUCUUCUCCUGUACCAGGUGCUGGGGAUACCCAUCGGGCAGCAUGGUGGACUGAUGCCAAGUGAGCAUAGUAUAAAUAGCUCUGUGUAUUUAUCAUGUAUCGUGCUGUUAUUGUGUAUAUGGUAAUAGCAAGUUUAGUCAUAUGGUGUGUGAGUAGUCAGGGUGGCCAACACAGCGGGCAGUGUAUGUGAGCUGGAAGUGUGAGUGGCAUUCGUCAGUAAAAGUAAAAAAUAGCUACAGACUAAUGUAUAUGAAUAAUUUUCUCGACAUUUUCUCGAACAUUUUUAACAUUUUCCCGAACAGGACGUAAUCUUUCAUGCAUAACUGAUACGGCCCUCUGAUUAUGCUAAUAUGCGAGAAGCCAAUCAGUGAUGAGCUUACUGGGACGUGCAGGUUUUGGGAAAAUAGUUGCCUAGCAACAGUAACCAAACGUUUCCCUUGUUUCCUUUAGGGUAGACGGAGUUUGAUCAUGCUACAAAAAUAAAUAAAUAAUCACUUCAGCUAGUUUAUCUGGGUAACGAGUAGUGUCUUUGAUGGAGUCUUGAGGCGCUUUUAUUAAUCAGUGCAAAUUUGUUGUAUUACGCUAAGAUAUCUAUACAUUUUUAAGUGCGCGUGGAAAGCCAACAUCUUCAGAAAGGCUUAACGUUAAUGUUCUUCAUUUACUUCUAGGAUGAAACGAGUGUGUCUGCCAAGUAAAUGGAUGCAUAUACCAUAAUAGAGUUGGUUUCUGAUAUGUGUACUUUAUGUUUCCGCUGGUGGGUGACUCGGUCAUCAUCUACUCUAGCCUGGGGAAAAGCGCGCCGGUUUGACGGUGAGCACUGCUGCGGCGCUAACGGGCUAAUAGGCUAAGGGACGAAUCGUCCGUGAACUUAUUUGCUGCUGAGGUCUCUUCGUACAUCACACACACCGGAGCCUCGCAGGCGGUGCCGAUGGCGUCCGUGCUGGUUGUGGAUGUUCCGGUGUAAUUGUAUUGUUUCAGGAAGAUCCUUCCUUGGAUCGUCAGUUUAAAGGUCACAAAGAUGCCGUCACCUGUGCUCACUUCAGCCCAAACCUAACACAGCUGGCAACCAGUUCAGCUGACACGGCCGUCAUGGUGUGGAACCUGAAUCCCAAGGCCCGGGCGAUCCGCUUGGUGGGCCACACACUGGCCGUCACUGGAGUCGAAUUUUCUCCCGCUGGGCACCUGCUGGCCUCUGCUUCACUGGACAGAACGGUUCGGCUGUGGACCCCCAGCACGAAAGGCCAGACGGCGGUGUUCAGAGCGCACACGGCCGCAGUGCGCAGCGUCAGCUUCUCCCCCAACGGCCAGCAGCUGCUCACCGCCUCCGAUGACAAAUCCCUUAAAGUGUGGAGUGUCCAGAAGCAGCGCUUCAUCUUCUCCCUGAAGCAGCACACCAACUGGGCGCGCUGUGCACGCUUCUCACCAGACGGACGCAUGAUCGCCUCGUGUGGUGACGACAGGGCGGUGCGCCUCUGGGACACCGCCAGCCGCCAGUGCAUAAACACCUUCACAGACCAUGGCGGGUGUGAGACAUAUGUGGGUUUUAACAGUAGAGGCACCUGUAUCUGUUCUUCGGGGACAGAUAACACUUUAAAAAUAUGGGACAUCCGUACCAACAAGCUCCUGCAGCACUACCGAGUUCACAGUGCUGGGAUCAAUUGCUUUUCAUUUCACCCAUCGGACAACUACCUCAUCACUGCGUCCAGUGACAGCACAGUGAAGAUCCUGGACCUGAUGGAGGGGAGGCUGAUCUAUACCCUCCAUGGCCACAAGGGGCCGGUGCUUGCUGUGGCGUUCUCCCCUGAUGGUCACCUCUUUGUCUCCGGAGGCGGUGAUUCUCAGGUUCUGAUGUGGAAGACCAAUUUUGAUGCGUUCGACUAUAAGGAAGUACUGAAAAGGCAUCGUGGCCGCGUCAAUCCGGACCCGGCCCCCCACCUGAUGGAUAUCUACCCGCGAGCCCCCCACCUCCACUCGGCCCAGUCCGGCUCCAUCGAGAUCAGCCCCUGUGUCGCGGACACGCAGAGCCCACACCCUCACAUCGUGGAGCUGGGCCAGAGCCUCACCUCCAGCACGCUGCAGGACGGCGGUGGCGGCCUUGGGAGCAGAAGGUGGCGCGUCGGUGACGACACACGGACCUCAACGGGACCCGGCUCGAGGCAGGAGGAAGAGGAGCAGAUGGGCGCCGUGACCUUCCCCCUGGAGGAGCGCUCCGGCCUGCCCUCGGCCUUCUCCAGCACCCUGGAGAACAUCGUCCAGCAGCUGGAUGUCCUCACGCAGGCGGUGUCCAUCAUGGAGGAGCGGCUGACCCUGACCGAGGACAAGCUGCGGGAGUGUCUGGAACAACAGGCCAGGAUAUUCCAGCUGCGCGCAGCCGAGCCAGAGGCCGACAGCAGCUCCCUGAGCUCAUCUGCGUAAAGACCCCCCCGCCGAGCUGCGCAGGACAGAGCUGACUGACAAUGGCUCCCUGAGCUUGACUGCAUAAAGGUCUAACCUCCAUCCCCCACCCCCCCCCAGAAAACACCCACAGCUGCAAAACCAGCUCCUCUUGUUUUGUCAGCAGGGGAAAGGCAGAGAACAUGCAAAUCUGCCCACUUCCUCAGAGCGCCUGGUACAGGUUCACGCAAACGCCGAGGAGCGUCAUACACAGCAGUCGUACUGUCCUCCUAACCCAGCACGUGUCUUUGUACUUUCUGUGGGAAUUAAAGCACCCUGUUCCCCCUCCUCACA
Messenger RNA from Paramormyrops kingsleyae, 3676 nucleotides. RefSeq names its product POC1 centriolar protein B (gene poc1b). Gene Ontology annotation, cellular component: ciliary basal body; centriole. Gene Ontology annotation, molecular function: protein binding. Lineage: Eukaryota; Metazoa; Chordata; Actinopteri; Osteoglossiformes; Mormyridae. The record is from RefSeq and is a predicted model, not a curated record. Gene Ontology annotation, biological process: cilium assembly.